AUGUUCACACCGGAGCAACUACAGAAAGUAUGGAUGCAGUUGGCUUUGCAAGGUAUGGGCGCCAAUCUUGGUGCUUUACAAGCUUUGCAAGCUGCCAACAUGUCUGCUGCUGCCGCUUCACCCGCAGUACCACCACCUGGCCUAUUCCCACCAAUUCCUACCGCCACAAUUCCGGUUGUUAAUCCUGGAUCGCCUACUACAUCCAAUUUGACAGCUGAACAAAUUAUUCAAACAUGCGAUCAGCUGGAAAAAGCCGAUGAUGUCGAUCGUUUGGCUCGAUUUCUUUACAGCCUCCCACCGACCCUUGCUCAAGAGGUGGUGUCGAACGAGGUGGUGCUCAAAGCCCGGGCGCUAGUCUGCUUUCACAUGGGUGAUUUUCGACAGCUUUACAGUAUUCUCGAGAACCAUAAAUUUACCCAAGGAAGUCAUCAAAAGAUGCAGUACAUGUGGCAAGAAGCCCACUAUCGCGAAGCCGAGAAACAGCGUGGAAGACCGCUUGGACCCGUGGAUAAGUAUCGUGUUCGUAAGAAGUAUCCGAUGCCAAGAACGAUCUGGGAUGGAGAACAGAAGACGCACUGCUUUAAGGAACGAACUCGUUCAUUGCUCCGGGAAUGGUACUUGAAGGAUCCGUAUCCAAAUCCGAGCAAGAAAAAAGAGUUAGCAAAUGCGACCGGUCUGACGGCAAUGCAAGUCGGCAAUUGGUUCAAAAAUCGACGACAGAGAGAUCGAGCAGCAGCGGCGAAAAACAAACAAAACGUCAUUGGCGUCGAGCUGAAGAAAACGUGUGGUUCAGAUGGCUCGGACAGUGAAGAUGAGAACGACUUCGAAGACAGUAUGACCGAUUCACCAUCACCGAUUGACGAGCCGAAAGAUCUCUCGUUACGACCGUCGUUUGGAGCCGAUCGUCUACUAGAACCACCAUCAUUUACAAUGAACCCCUUAUUCCUAUUCAAUCCAGCAUUUCUUCAGAUGCAACAACAACUGGCCUCUCAGUUCUCCUUACCUCUCCCUGCAAGUAGCUCACCGCUUCAGCCUCCUAAGCGUAAUAAGCUGUCUAUCGAUGAGAUUCUUGAUUUAAAACCUGAACCUAAACCUUGCACAUCACCCCAUUCACUAUCCACUUCAUCUUGUAGUUCAAAUAAGGAAUUGUCUUCGUCUCCAGAAGCGAAACGUGAGCCGGUCCCUGUCGCUGCUGUCCCCGCCGCUAAUGCUACACAUUCAGAAGCCGAGCAAUUAGUUGUAUAG
Haemonchus placei is the source of this 1245-nucleotide messenger RNA. NCBI's taxonomy places the organism in Eukaryota, Metazoa, Nematoda, Chromadorea, Rhabditida, Trichostrongylidae. The record is from the annotation of a GenBank genome assembly.